UUAAAACCAAUUGACAAUAACUAAUAAGUAAAAUAACCCUCUUUAUAUUUAAAUCACCGUUUCUUUGAUAUUUUUUAAUGUAAAAUUUUCCUACUCAACAACAUUCACAAAAAAAGAAAGCAGCGUGGCACAGUACAGGCAUAUGCAUGUGAAAACAAGGCUUUAUUAUAUUGGCCAUCACUGUCCCAAUGCAGGAGGAGUAAGAAGCAACAGUGGAUAUCAUCUUCAUUCUCCACAGAACAAGAGUGUCAUCCAAACAUAUUCACAUGUAGUUGAGUGCAAGUCAGAUGCCUCACAAGCCAAUCAGGAAGAACAAGAACAAAGUGAGUAGGCGGAUCUGAACCAACCAGCACCACACAUUAUUGAUAUCUGUCUAUUAACUAACACCCAACUGUCGGUUAAGUUGAAAAGCUGGAGCUCAUAAAUAUGACCAAGAGAAAGCAUCAAUGAAAGUUUAAUUGACAAAGACAACCAAUUUAAAGUACACAGUGUCCUCAUUAUGCAAGACAGUUGGUACUCAACUCAAGCUGCCACAUACCAAUUAAUGAAUGAAUCCCUUUCAGGCUUCCACACUCAAAAAGGAUAAUUAAAAUUAUUAUAUCAUAAAUAAAUGAAAAAGGAUCAU
Rubroshorea leprosula is the source of this 625-nucleotide messenger RNA. NCBI's taxonomy places the organism in Eukaryota, Viridiplantae, Streptophyta, Magnoliopsida, Malvales, Dipterocarpaceae. The record is from the annotation of a GenBank genome assembly.